This is a messenger RNA of Zootermopsis nevadensis, 3037 nucleotides long. RefSeq lists its product as uncharacterized. NCBI's taxonomy places the organism in Eukaryota, Metazoa, Arthropoda, Insecta, Blattodea, Termopsidae. The record is from RefSeq and is a predicted model, not a curated record.
GAAUAUUUCAGGUUGUGGAGAAGUUUAAAGUACCAAUAACAUUUAAGACAAAGAACACAUAUUAAAAUAUCUCUUUUCUAUAAACUGUGAUACACUUGCCAGUAAUCCCAAGUAGUAGGAUUACCAAUUCAGUAUCAGUUCCAAGAUCGAAAGUAAAGCAAAGUACAGUAACAAUGAAACCAUUUUAUGGUUUAAAACCAAAGGAAGAGAACAAAUGAAAAAUUCAAGGGGUUACUUUUGAUAAAGUCAAGAAGGGAAGUUGAAGAGUGGUGUGAAUAACUUGCAUUUACAAUUUUGGUGUAGAACCUCACUUAUGUUUUAGAAAUGUUUUUGGCGGUGCAUGUAUGUGUGUGAAAUGCUAAAAAGAACUAUAAUUUGUAUUAUGUUUUAUUUGUAGACCUACAAGAUGGAAUUUGAGUGUAGAAUGUCUCAAGAAUUGAUUGUAAGCUCAAGGAGUCAGUAGGGACGUGUUAACACACAAAUACUUCACUGAUCACAAGAGUGCUACUAUGGAAAGAAGGGAACUAUUGCUAAUUUCAUUCUUCAUGGUGAUCAACUGACAGUUAUUAUUGAACUUAAAUGUCAGGAGGAGGAGUGGGGCAGGGAGCGGUUUACUCUCCACUUCCGCAGUCAACUAGUGAUACAGAUUCUACAGAAGAGGAGCUCAAUAACAUCAUUCAUCACAAUGAGAACAGGAAAUUUGUUGUAAUCAAUAAAGACUCAAUAGAUAAAUAUAACAGUAAGAAGAUGGGUGAAUAUCGACCACUGGGGCAUGAUGGUGAGGGUGACGUCUCCACAAAUGGUAUGCUGAAUCAUGAGUCGACUGUUGGUGAUGAUAUUUCAGUCAUUAAGCCUGAUGGAUCAUUACCACACCACAUGGAGCCAAUGUCCCCAUUACGUAAAGUUAGCUUCAUUCUUUCAAUUCUUCUCUGUGGUCUGACUAUUGUUGUGUUCCUGUGGGUUCUGCCUUGUGACUGUGCAACCUGUCCAUCAGUGCCUCUCAAGUCAGGAACCAAAUCAUGGGAGAGAACUUUGAGAGGUUUAGAACUUAAGGGAGGAAUUAGUGUUGUGGCUGGAGUCCCAGGUCGAGGCCGCAACUUAGUGUUCCUUGCACAAGGUGAUAUUAUCAAUGCAGCUCAAACAGAUCAGAACUUGAGGGACUUUCCUGCAAGUAGAGGAGGACUUGUAUCAUUGAUUGGAUCUACAGGCGAGGUUGCAUGGUACAUUCGCUUUCUCAGAACUCUUCAUACCAUGGAUUGCUCACUUAUUGAUGUCACAGGAGAUGGAGCAGAGGAUUGUAUUGUGGUUGGAACUGGCAAGCUACUGGCAGCUGUUGAUCCUAUACCAGGCAAUAUAGUAUGGUACCUCCAUAAUCAUCAGAACAGUAACAGAAGUGCAGUUGAUUUGGAAUUUCCCAUUGUCCUACCUGACCUGGAUGGAGAUGGUGUGAGAGAACUGGUCACAGCAUGCAGUUUCAAUGACACUUCUGAGAGGCCUGCCACUUUAUCUGAUCGUAACAACUUUAUUAUCAUUUCUGGCAAGAUGGGUAGGAUUAUAGGAGAAGCUGUUAAUUUGUCCUCAUGUGCCCAUAUCCAAGAUUUCUCUGUGGAUGAGAAGUGGAACAUCGUAUACACAUGCCAGGAGGCAAAUAAAGAAGCAUCCACUGGAAUAAUAUCAGUGCAAGAGCUAUAUGCAAAUGCCACACACAAGCAGCUGAAUGUGUCUACCUACCUGCAGAGUCCUCCACUUAGACAAUAUCAAGUCAUGGGUGUAUCAUCGACUGUCAAGAAAGUAAAUGGCCGUUGGCUGACUCUUAUGAAUGAAGGGCACUGUCCAAACCACUGUAAUGUUACAGUUAAAGUAACUGAUGAACGACGUGACAAUGAGACUGUAUGGAAUUUCCAGCAUGACAACACUUAUGGUAUGGUACCUGCUGUACUUGUCUUUAAUAACCACUCUGGAACUUCAACUUCUGGAGCUCUAGUUGAGCCAGUCAGUGGGUUUGUGUUGAAAUUUUGGACAUGGACCUCUACUAACAGUCAUAUGCCUUCAUCCAUGCUGAAACAAAGUGAUACCAUGAGCACAAUGUCCAGCAAUCCUCUGUUCCGAUAUCGUUUGAAGAGAUCAGUGAGAUACAGGCAUCUUGGGGGAGAGAGAUUCAUCCGUAGUGUCAUCACACCUCUGAAGCAGAGUGUCAGGAAUGGGAGUGACAUCCAAGUGGAUUUUCAUCAACUGAAGGAACGCGUGGUACUGUAUACAUUCAAUGCUACUGAUAACCACAUUGUGAAUGCUAGUCUGAAUGAUGUCACACAACUCUGCUUUCGUCAUGGUCCAUCAGAAGAGGAUCAGUUUUGCCAGCCAGACCUAAGCUUCCAAGAGCAGUCAUUGUUAAUUGCAGAUCUGGACCAAGAUGGUUCACAAGAGCUUAUUUCAUACCUAACCACCUACACAACUAAUAAUCCGGAGGGUUCAUCAGUAGCAUUAGAUGCUUCAAAAUGGCACCUUCAGUCCAGAGUACGAGUUGUCCGACUGGAAGCAGAACUGCCCAAGUUAUAUGAGGCUGUAGCGCGACAAGUGAUGUGUGAUGUCAAAGUCAUGGUGCUAUGUGUCACAAUUAUUAUGAUAUUAGUGUAUGCAUGUCUGACACAACAUGCUGCUUCUUUUAUAUUGUAUGCUACCAGUAUGUGUCUUGGGGCUGGCCAAAUCAAAGGGUUAAGAGUUUUAAACAAAAUUUUAUACUUCUAGUAAACUGUGAUGUUUCAGUCGGUAAAGUGAGUGGCUAGAAGCUGGACAGUUAAAGUUUGAUCCUAGCAGUCACACAAAUACUUUCUAUUUGCAUCCAUUUUGUCCAAACUGACCUUGAAGUCCAACCUUCCUCCUAUCCAACAGGUACAAUGGGCGCUUUUCCCAGGGGUAAAGCCUCCCAUUAAUGUUUAUGCUAAAAGCUGUGGAGUUUUAUCUCCAUGCCCCCUUUUUUGUUCUUCAUGUAGUACUUGGGUAUGAGCUGGGUAGCUCAGUAUAGUGAUUGACUAUGAAC